AUGGCUUGCAUUGUUCAACAAGCUACGUCCACGCCGCCUGACCACGACUACGACUGCGGCUGGAUCGAUCCCGAUUUUACCGAAAUAAUUGAGAACCAACUCGUUGACGAAGACAACGACGUCGAAGAGCACACGCGGCUGGAGAGCGCGCUGGGAAGGAGGUGGACUGCCAACGACUCGCAGCGGGUUGUCGGGAGGAUGGACAGGGAGAUGGAAGCCCUCGGUCCGGAAGCCUUGGCACUCUACGAGGCCCGCUUUCUGGAUGUGGUCACGGACCCGGAGUACGAGCACGUGUGGGAGCGUGCAAUCUGCCUAGAUAUCGACUACCUGAGGGCCCAAGGCUCGCUAGGGCCAGACACGGAAAAGGACGGCCUGGUCUUGGAAAUUUGGUCGGAGGUGGAGAGGUUUAUCGACACGGGAGCCGUUGUUGAUGAUAUAGAACUGGGGAGCGGUGUGAGCGAGGAGGCUUUGUCGAGAGGGCUGAAGAGGAAGCGGGGGAGUGGGGAGAUGUGCGUGGUGUGCCAGGACUCGCUUGGGGACGGGGAACAAGUGGCGGGCCUCGGUUGCGGGCACGACUACCACGUGGACUGCAUCAAGCAAUGGCUGAGGGAGAAGAAUGUCUGCCCGCUUUGCAAAGCCAGAGCCGUACAAGAAGAAGAAGAAGAUGAUGAUGCAUAG
Messenger RNA from Striga hermonthica, 678 nucleotides. The record is from the annotation of a GenBank genome assembly. Lineage: Eukaryota; Viridiplantae; Streptophyta; Magnoliopsida; Lamiales; Orobanchaceae.